Porites evermanni is the source of this 2574-nucleotide messenger RNA. The record is from the annotation of a GenBank genome assembly. Lineage: Eukaryota; Metazoa; Cnidaria; Anthozoa; Scleractinia; Poritidae.
AUGUGGUAUGAUGAUGCCUAUGAUUACAGUUACGUCGUAUAUUCACCUUCUUAUUCCGGUUCUGAUGUGGAAGGAGAUGACCCGCGAGGCGCUGUACAUAAAGAUCAAGAAGAAAGCAACAACGCGUCAACUACAAAAAACGCUUCGGGCACUCUUUACCAGUUACUUUCCCUUCAAGACUUGUGUUGUCGUGUAAUUGCGUUGAAGUUACCGUUCGCGUACGUCGAGCAUCGAUUACCUCCAAUUCCAGAUGAACUGCAACUGAAGAUUAUCGGGUUUUCGUUUCCUGAAGAUGAGCAGAUGAUAAUGAAGUAUGCACAGUUCAGCAGCCGUAGUAGUGUCGACGUUAGCUUGGCGGAAUCAGCGCUUGGAAACGUGCAAACUCUGAACCAGAUUGGUAGGUGUGGCUAGACCAAUUAGAACAAACUGAGGUCCGAAGGGCCGAAAAUAAUUUCUUUUGAGAGCGAGCCUCCCCCCCUCUUCUCAGGGUCUGGAUGACCGCCCCCCCCUCCCCUAUCUGAAGGUCUGGAUCCGCCAUAAUGUAUAAAUCUUCUACAUUGGGUUGUAAUUUAUCAGACUUUAUUUAAAUAGCUUACAAAUUUCUCAAAUAUUUCUCGUACCCAAUUUGCCCUGUUGUUCACAAGUUCCGUCGUGACAAAAAAGGCCGUCAACAAAAUCUGGAUCGGAUCGGACUGCGUAUCGGAUUGGACUCCGGAUCGGAUCGGAUCGGUUUGAACUGGUAUUUUCUCUUUUAGUGCAGAAGAAUUAUUUUGAGAUGUUUUAAUAAUGACACAGGUGGCUCGGAAUAAGAAAUCCGAGUUCUCACAACAGGAGUCUAACCAAUGACUAGUCAAGACACUAACCAGUAAGUGGUCGACUAGUAAUCAGUUCGACUCGGAUUUUUUCUUCCGAGCCGUCUGAGUCACUAAUAAAACAAAUCGUUUCUCAUGUUUUACCAGGCUUAAAAUCCACCAUGAGCUUGAAAAUCAUCGCAAAGAAUUAUUUUCAACUGAACUGCACUCGCAAAUUUUCUGUUGCAUGACUUCAUACGAUUUUCAAUAAGGAGGCUUGGUCACGUGACAUCGCCCGAAUCGAAGAUGGCGGAGGGAGAUGUAAGUAUCUCUCGGAGGAGACGAUUAAGAAAAUCGGGGGAAUGAGUAAGGUACGAUAAGCGAAUGAGCUCUUCAAAUGCCACUUACAUUAUUUUUAUUAACAAGAAGUCUUCUUUUUGUAGCCGAGUCCCUCGCAAACGUGUCGGCACUAGUCAUAGGCUAGACUCGAUCCUGUUGUGAGAACUCGGAUCUCAUAUUCCGAGCCACCUGUGUCAUUAUUAAAAACAGCUUUUCUCAAAAUAAUUCUUCUGCACCAAAAGCAAAAAUACCAGUCCGAUCCGAUCCUGCUUUUCUCGACGGCCUUUAUUUAGCGAGAAAUGUGCCUUUCCUUUGUCGCUUUCCUUUAUCACUUCAUGUAGUACAGUCUGGAUAUAACAUGUCAAAAUACUGGUCCUGGUCCUGUUGUCCCAAACGAAAAAUGAUACCGCUGGUAAAUUUAAGAAGUGUAAUGAAUCACGGUAUUAUAGAUGUAACUGGUAAAUAAACAUUUAUGGUGUUUAGGGACGGACCACUAGAAAAGUUAUGGGGUAGGUUGGGGGUGGGGAGUUUUCGAGGCAUGAAUUAUGCAGUAUAAUGAAUCCUUUGGGAGUGUAACAGUUGUACAGUACAUUUGACAGAUUUUGACACCCCUGUGAAAACCAAAUUUUAACUGGUGCCAAUGUUUUAAUUUUGCUACAGGCUUCCGUUUGAGUGCCACAGUUAAUCACAACAGGUGCAGUUAUUAUGUGACUGUCUACUUUGAUCGUGGAAAGAUAACAUUCGCCCACUGUUCAUGUGACCAGUCAAUGAAUUGGUGUGCGCAUGUUAUUGCAACAUGUUUGGCAAGAAUAAAGGACAAGAACACUGUCACAAUUCGAAUGCCAGUCUCUGAUUCACUUCAUUUACUGGACCAGGACCAGUUGUUAAAAUUGGCACAUUACCUUCUAUAUAAACACCAGAAUGAAGGUAUUAUAGAAACUGCACAACAACUGCUUGAUAAGCUGUUGUCAAAAGAACAGAAAGAGCAAGAGGAAGACAUUAAUGCCAUUGCAGGGGCACCAGAUUCUACUGCUGGUCCUGGUAAGACCGUCUAUCUUUAUAAUCGUUAUCAGCGACAUUGCUAUAUCAGAACUAGACGUUUGGAAAUACUAUUAAUUUUUAGAUGGUCUAUAAUUGAAUUAAUAUUUGUUUGCUAUGGGUGAAACUUUCAGAAAACCUAUGCAAAGGAAUCCGGGUUCUGAAAUCUGUGAAAUUUUUGCUUUUGGAAUCCGAACUCUUAGGCUUUGGAAUCUGGAAUCCAAGUUCCACUGACAAAGAAUCCGGAAUCCUUAGCUUUGGCUCAAGAAUUCAAAAUUGUCUUGGAUUCUCUUUCAUGGGUGACGAUUGCAUUUUUUUAAGGGAUGGUAAAUAAAACCCUUGGGUUAUCCUUUUUAUUUUUUUAGAGGGUUGUUCCUUGAUCAUUGCUUGGAAAGGAUUCGGUUAG